GAAGUGUUUAUUUUUUUAUCAACUAUAUUUUAUUUAAAUUUGUUUGUACUAAAAUAUUAUUAAAUUAUAUUGAAAAAUGUCUAAGUUUGUUAGCGAUAUCAAGUUACUAAUUGAAAUUUUGACAGAUGCUAAUAUAGAAAAUCAAAAUUUUGAUGUGCUUUGUGCACAAGUGCAAAAAAGAUUUCAAAAAGCUGACCAUUUUAAUGUUGGAACUUUGCUGAGUCUAUUGAUAAUACAAGGUGAUUUAGUUCAUCCAGCACAAAGAUUAGCCGCCUUAGCUAUUUUGUAUGAUUUGAACAAAGAUCUACCGCCUGGGCACGCAUGCCAUGAAUCAUUAUUUAUAGAUCUCCUGUGCCCUUCAGAUUCACUGCUAUUUAAUAUCACAGUUCAAGAACGAAAUUUUCUGUUAACAUUGAUGAAUGGAAGUGGAAAAGAAAUAUUACGCAGAACUCCAAAGCAAGUUAUUCAAAGUGAUGCAAAACCACUAGAAAUUGAUUUUUCUGGAACACAAUGCUUAUUAGUUCAACGACAGUCUGAAUUAUCAUCAUUAUCUAAAUCAGCAUUGUCAGCUGUUAUCCCAGGACGCGAGAGUCCUUUGCCUCAAGAUCGACCUGCAUUAUUAGAAACAGUACAAAAUUUAGUUAAUCAAAUUCCAAUUCCGAUGUUAGAUAGUAGUAGCAAUAUAUCAUAUGGACAAAAAGUUGUUACUUCUACACCACCAAUGCAGAGGAUUAUUAACCCAGAAUUUUAUACAGUUGCUCCACCUUUGCAUGUUUUUGAAGAUGAGCUUAUUUGGUUAGAUCCUCAAUUGCAAGAAAUACAUCAACCAGUAUAUGAUUCAACAUUAUGUUCAAGUCCAGUAUUAGGUUGUGAAGCACGGAGAUUGUUAGAGCAAGCUUUUAAAGUUGCUUUACCAAUAACACAACAACAGUUACUUUUAUCAGAAAUUGAAAGGGAUGAUAGAAUUGUAUAUCGCAUAGGGUUAUCACCAGCACAGCUUCCAUUCUUAGUAGAAAAUAACCCUUUGAUUGCUAUUGAAGUGCUUUUAAGAUUAAUUCAUUCUUCACAUAUUACUGAAUAUUUCAGUGUGUUAGUUAAUAUGGACAUGUCAUUGCAUUCUAUGGAAGUAGUUAAUCGAUUAACCACCUCUGUUGAUUUACCAACAGCAUUUGUUCAUUUAUAUAUAAGCAAUUGCAUCAAUACCUGUGAAUCAAUAGCAGAUCGAUAUCUGCAGAAUAGAUUAGUGCGUUUGGUCUGUGUGUUUUUACAAAGUCUAAUAAGAAACAAAAUUAUUAAUGUGAAGGAACUUUUCAUUGAAGUGGAAGCUUUUUGUGUUAACUUUAGCAGAAUCCGGGAGGCAGCUGCAUUAUUCAGGCUUUUAAAACAGCUUGAUUCAGGUGAAACUAGCACAAAUAAUUCUACAAAUAAUUUGUCAAUACCUGACAGUGUUUCUUCAGGCAGUAGUCCUGUUCCCAUAGGAGAAAAUGAAGAAAAUUCAUUGAAUUUCAAUUAGUGAGCAGUAUAUUAUAUAUUUAUAAUUAAAUAUUAG
Messenger RNA from Ctenocephalides felis (cat flea), 1549 nucleotides. Its product is annotated as CCR4-NOT transcription complex subunit 11-like. Gene Ontology annotation, biological process: mRNA catabolic process; negative regulation of translation. NCBI's taxonomy places the organism in Eukaryota, Metazoa, Arthropoda, Insecta, Siphonaptera, Pulicidae. The transcript has 10 exons. The record is from RefSeq and is a predicted model, not a curated record. Gene Ontology annotation, cellular component: CCR4-NOT complex. The coding region runs from base 77 to 1513 and encodes 478 amino acids.